CUCAUUUAGUGUAACAAACAAAUACUGCCCUCAGGUCGUAGCCUACUAAGUGGUUUAUUGCCUCUAAAAUGAGUGACAGUACUGCUGUUUUUUGUUUUGUUUUUACUAUCAACGAGUCUACCACGGCGUAAAUUGAUUUGUUGCCAUGGAUACAGCGCAUGGCGGUGUCCUGCGACGUAAUUAGAGCAAUCCGGUGUUGACUAAUUGUCGCUCCUGCUGCUUCUUCCAGCUAAUCUGGCUCUAGGAAAAUACUCAUGGUUACAGUGGGUAAAAAUACUCCACUGCUCUUACAUCAGUGCGCUCCGUGAUAUUUUUGGCAACCAUUUGCGUCGGAGUGGUUAUACUGGGUGUCUGUCUUUGCCAGCCCUGGAGUGUCGCCUGCAACGACUCGCGUCCUGUGAUUUCGACAUAAACAUGUAAAAGGAAAACAGCGCAGGGGUGCAGCAGUGAGGAAGUCUUUGAGAUAAAAAAGCACCGUGGAGACUCUGGCACACGAAUGGCGGUUUGACGUUGUCUCUGUGAGGAUAUGGAAGGGACCAAAGCGUCCUGUCCCGUCGCCUGUAUGAGCACAGCGGGGGCUGCUGUCCCGAGCGCUGCUGUGCGGCCGACGGGGGAUUUGGCCGGGUUUGGAUAAUUGGCGCUUUCAGUAUGUGACCGGUCACCAACUGAAAAACAGUUUCAAUUAGGACAUGGCUGAGUGAACUGUAAAACGUAUUUCAAUGUAUGCUUACAGAGCAGAAAUGGAUACUUACAAAAUAGCUUGGUUGCAACUUCUGAUAAUUUAUCUCAUUAAGUUGUUUUUUUAAUGUUUUAUUUUAAUGCGCUGGAGAAAUGUGGAGUGCGUUUAUGAACGGCUCGGGGCUGCACAGCGGGGGCGGUGCUCGUGGGGGCUACGUCCCGUCUCAGGGAUGGGAGUUUGUGCCGUGCUCCGGGAUGGAGAGGGCUGAUAGAGGCAGGGGCAAAAGUCGCAGCCCGUCGAGGAGGAUCUCUUCUCCGCCCACCGUCUUCAGUCACAUCUACGAUUCCCAGUUCGGUGCUUCAGCGGAUGGUAGAGAAGGUGGAGCAGGGACACAGCUUGAACUCCUCAGGGAUCAAAUGUGGCCGGGUCCCGAAGCCCAGCAGCAGCAAACACAACACACGCGGCUUAAAAAGAAAUUUGAGGAUUUGAAAAAGCGACACGUACAGGAUAAGGAAGGAUGGAUGCGCGAGAAGGAGUCAUUGUUGAGAGAAGUAGCUGACAUACAAGGGGGGGAGAACAGAAGGAUUCUGCUGGACCUGAAGACGGUUUUGGAGGAAGUGCAGGCAGAGGUGAAGAAAGAGGAGGAGAAGAGGGGCGAGCUCCAGCUGCAGUACACCAGAGACAGAUGUGCCUGGGAGCUGGAAAAGGCCGAGCUCAAAUGCAGGAUUGCACAGUUGGAGGCUAGAGAGGGUGCUGGGUUGAUCAGUGGAGGGGUCCAGUCAGCGGCAGUUCCUGGCUCCGUGGCGUCACGGAGCGCUCGAGAACAGAACGGCGAGACAUCAAUACUCCGCCGGGAGAGGGAAGAGCAGCGGAGGCUCCUGGCGGACACACACUCGACAGCCAUGGACCUGCGCUGUCGCCUGGAGCACAAUGAGAGGGACUGGUUAAGGGAGAAAGCCGAGCUGCUGGAGAGGUUCGACGUGGAGAGGAGGGAAUGGGAGUGCCAGCUGAAGGAUAUGCAGAAGAAAAUUGAAGAGCUGUACUGUGAUGUGAGGAUCAAGCGAGAAGGGACCGGACUAGACAGUGGGAGGCAGGUCGACGAUAACGUUGUGCACAGACUCAGCGUACGCUCAACCAGCACCGGAUCCAGCCUGCUCAGUGACAACGAGCCGCUGAGCAGCAGCAGUCUGUCAGAGCCAAUCAGACAUCCUCCUUUACCUGGUUUUGGUCGCAACAGAAACAUCAGUGGCAGCGAUCGCGUUGGCAGAGAUGGUCACCACUCCACCUUCUUCCAAGCAGACAGCCUCUUUGAAUUUGGCGUUGGUGGUCAGGUCACUCAGAAUGAGCAUUCACAACCUGAGCAGGUAGAUGAGUUAAGAUCCAGAGGCACUUGGCAGCAAGACUCAGCCACUGAUAGCAAGGAAGCUGUGGAUACAAUGGAGCUGGAUGCUAUGUUUCCUGGAGCUCCUGGAUGUGGAGUGCCCCAGAAGAAUGUCUCAUACGGGAAUGAAAACAAUUUUCGUCCUGAAGAAAGUCCUCUUCAGCUGAGUUACGGCAGCGACAAGAAGAAGAACACCACUGCUCUCAAUGCUGCUCUGAAGGAGAUAGCUCUUGUAAGCGAGGAGCUUUGCAGCUACCAGGAUGAGAUCAGAAAGAAGAGUGGGGAUAAGAGGAAUCGGUUUGAAUCCCUGUGUCUACCUGAGGAGAGUGAGAUGUUGUGUGGCCAUGAAAACACCCUACUGGAGGUGGAGGAAGCCCCCUGCGACCUCAGCCAGAUUUACAAAGACCUCCGGGCCUUGGAGAGGGAAAACUGGAUCACCCUAUCACCAGAUCACACCUGGAAGGCCGACAGAGGGCCAAGCAAAUCCUGGAAAGCAAACACUUUUGAUCCAGACAGCUAUGGAGAAACACAGACAAGCCCUGGAGUACUCUCUGAGAUUGAUACAGCAGGUCCACCCAUCCCUCCCCGCACCUCCUCCUGGAAUCUGAGCUCCCCCACCCAUCCAGACACAGAACUCCACAUCCCGGAAUCCCCCAUGAUGACAGCGAGGAAGUGCCAUAGCCCCUGUGUUCUAGUGGACAAAAAAGGUAGCAGCCCGUCUAUUGUCAGGAAGUUCGAGGCCAUGCUACAAGAAAAUGAAGGAAAAGUUUUAAUAGACGGUGUUGUAGCAUCGUGCUCUGUACCUGCUAACUCUGAAUGUAAUAUGGGCUGCUGCCACAACCGGUGGUCCUGUGAUGCAAGCAAGUUCACUAGCAGUAAGCUGUCGACAUACGGGACUGUCCAGAAAAGCUUCUCUGAAGUCAACAUUUUGACUGCUGGAAAAGACUUGCGCUCGGAUUACUGCCCUGGUGUCGGGAACUUGAAAAGCUCUGAGCAACAAAUGCCUCAGAUUGUCAAAGAGUUGCCUUUAGAUUUGCUCUUGUCCUCUCUCGAAAUACCACCUGCCAGCCCCAACCUCCAGGGCUCCAAAAGAAACAUAAUGCUGGAACAAAAAACAGCUGAGUUCAACAGAACUUUGUUUCAGGCUGAGAUGGGCCGUGGCGUAGAGGAACCAGACAGUUUUAUACGUACAGAUGCCGGCUCAGUGGGUUGCCAACCAGUCUUUCCCCCAAGUUGUGCAUCAGAUGAGAUUUUACCUCCCAGGGAGACACCAUUUCAUCCAAAUUGUACUGAUGUCACCACUAGCGUCAUGGGUGUGCAUCCUGAAGUCACAUGUUCUACAAUUCAGAACCCCAAGCUCCAACCAAGGCGAAUGAGAUGUGGUACUGGAGGUCAAGAGGUUAAAAUGAAGCAAGAAAUCCUUUCUGACCAUUCAUCUGAACCACAGCCACAGAUUAUAAGCUCUCAGAGUCCAGCACACCAUUCUGAGGUCAAGCACAAAGUUCCAACAGCAAGCAGUCCUUCCAGGAAAACACAGCGUAGAGGGGCCACAGAGGAUCUCUUUUCUGAGCCUGUCUUACCUGCAAACACCCAGCCAGGUCCGAAUGUGGACAGUUACAGCUCCAAGAAUGAGAAUCCCCAGGGAGCAAGGUCUCAGUCGGCCAGAGCUGGUGGUUCACUCCAGCAGCAGUCUACUGAGAACAAACAAAGACAGAUGACACAGCCAGGGCAACAGGCACAGCUAAGGCAUGCGUCUGUUCUUCCUUCCCAGUCAGACUCCUCCAGACCUGGGCUUCGAAUGAUGAAUGACCAUCCCUGGAGGGCCCUUACUCUGGCUGCGUACCCACGGCCUGAGGGAUCCAGAUCCAACUACGGUGCAGUGGAAAGGAUUCUGAAGAAUUAUGAGAGUGCAGCCCGGGCUCAACAGAACCAGAGCCAACCGAACGAGAUGGCUUCAAGUCCUUUGGUCAGUGUCAGGCAGGAGGAGAACGUCACAGAACUGGAUAUGCUGGACAUGGACCCUCUGCCCUUACUUCCCACUCCGAGACACACACAGACUUCACACACCUCACAGACGCACACCACACAUGCACAGCUCAGCAGCCACUGCGCCAUGGGUGUGAAAGAGAUACAUCUAACAGUGCAGGAGAAGGAAGAGACCUCUGUCUCCUCCUCCGUUCAGAGGAACUUCUCGAGACCUGCCCGUCCAGCCAACCGACGCCUCCCCUCCCGAUGGGCCAGCCGCUCCCCCACUUCCUCCUCCUCUGCCUCCCCCUCUCCCUCUACCACCCCUGUUGUGCCUCCAUCCUUCCCCCUCCAGAAACACAGCUCCUCUUUUACCUACUCACACGCCUUUCACAAAGAGACCGUCAUCAUUUGACAUCCAAGAAGUCUUCAGUGAUAACCUCUGAACACUGAACGUUCCUUUUCAUUACUGUUGUACAUACCAAACCCAGACUGCUUCUCCACUCCUACAGACUAAAGAAGUGCUUUAGUUGUGAGUUCAUCCACUCACCUUUUAGAAUGUAUGUGACAUCCAGUGGAGCCUAACUGACCAAGGAAGGCAAGAAAAGGAUCUGAAGCAGCUUUACUUAUUCAUUCAGCAGUUUGCUCCCAUGAACCUGCCAGGCAUCAUGCAUAGCCUCAGAGGACAGUGAAAACAUCCCAUCCACUGAUCAUGCAUUUAUGCCAACCAUCUGAAUGGAUGUCCAAUGCUCAGGUCUGGAUUCUAGCCUUGACUAGUGUAGCCUUGCAGAUCUACCAACAACACACCCUCCUUCUCUUCUAUAAACUGUUUUUACACCUUAAAAGCGAUGCUUGCCCAUAUUCAGAUGAUCCAAAAACUUCCAGCCAAAUGAAAUCCAGAGUGAUGUAUGUAAUAUGUACUGUAUUUUGUAUUUUGUGUGCAACAUGUUUUGUGUGCUUUUUGCACAAAAUUUGAUGUUACAAACACAAUAUGCAGCAUCAUGCUGGGUCGGAGAUAAAGUGGCAGUGAAGGAGACAUUCCCCCCUAGCCCUAGCAUCACUCUGUGUGCUGAAUAAAGCAGUGUUGGUUUCUGCCUUCUUGAAUAUUACCUACAGUACAUGCCUGGACUGUACCUUGCCUGUGACUUAAACAUUUUGCUUUCCAUCCAUGACUGGCUUUACAUUUUUUUUUCAUGAAUACAGUAACACAAAUGUGAUUGUGAGUUCCUUUUUUUUUUUUUUUUUUACAACUUUGUACCAAAGGCUGGUUUCGUUAUAUGCAUUUUUCCUGAUUUGAAAGUGAAAUGCAUUGUUUGGAAUGGCUUUAAUUUCUUGCUGUCAACUCAUUGCUAAUGUUUUACAAUCAAAAUGUAAAACAUAAUUCACGAGAGCCUGCUUUUGUGCAAAACAAAUAAUUAUGCUUGUGACCAUUUUUCUACUUUUACUAAUUCUGAAUGGUCAUAUAUCAGGACAUUACUCAACUGAGUAGUACAGUUUUUUCGGUCAAAGUGGUGAAUCAUAUGAUAAAGGUGAGGCCUUUGCUGUUCUUUUUGUGUAAUAAACAUAAGGACUUAAUGCUU
Messenger RNA from Sander lucioperca (pikeperch), 5605 nucleotides. RefSeq names its product protein SOGA3. The record is from RefSeq and is a predicted model, not a curated record. NCBI's taxonomy places the organism in Eukaryota, Metazoa, Chordata, Actinopteri, Perciformes, Percidae. Gene Ontology annotation, biological process: regulation of autophagy. The transcript is spliced from 7 exons. Bases 832 to 4440 code for a protein of 1202 amino acids.